AUGUUAGAAACAUUCAAAAAAGGUCUACAUGGAAUGGUAAAAUGGAUGGGAGAAAGUAUCAAAAGAAUUGUUCAUCCGAGUGAUAAUAGUGAUCGGAAGAUGCUGGAAGGAGACAUUCUAUUGAUAGAAGAAGGAAAUCUGAAAGUGGACAAAUACGGAACAAACCCGAAACCCGAGCUAACUGAUGAAGAAAAAUUAGGUCUAUUGGCUGCUCAAUGCGUUUCGAAUUAUUUUGAGAAAGCUGGUGAAUUGAGAAGAUGUUCGAAUAAGAAAGAAACUCAAAUAAAUGGAAGAAUUGAUAUAAAACCACUCACGGAUGGCUCUUCACCGGAAGCUACUCUACUCGAGCAAAGAUCGGAAUUCUUGAAAAAUGAGAAUACUUUUGAAAUUGAGCCUACGAUAAUACAGGUUGUGCAAUUAAUGGACAAGGAUAAAGAAUUAUUUAUGGAGUUAUUCGAACAAGAGAUGCAACGAGUUGAUAAAGAAAUUCUGGAGGAAAAGGAGAGAAAAGAGAUAUUGUAUUACAGUAAGAUAUUGGAAGAACUAGAGAAAGCUCACAAAAUUUCAAUUUCAGAGCAAGAAUUUUUGCAGUUGUCAACAAGCCCUGUGGAUUUGUAA
Molecule: messenger RNA, 618 nt
Organism: Caenorhabditis remanei
Lineage: Eukaryota; Metazoa; Nematoda; Chromadorea; Rhabditida; Rhabditidae
Exons: 4
Coding region: 1-618 (205 amino acids)
Source: RefSeq, a predicted model, not a curated record